GUUUAUUUUAUAUCUCCAUCUGCUAGAAGAUAAACUCCAUGUGGAUAUAAAUUCUGUCUUUUUUACCGAAGAGGAACUUGUACUUACAGCUGAGUUCAAGCCUCAAGUGGAAAGCACAUCGACUUCAAAGGCAGAGGGAAUCAAAGGUGCUCCCCGGCUUUGGAUACUUCCUCUGCUUGAGAGUCUGUCAAAGCUCUCCUUCAUGAGUGGUAAUGAUGUGUACAAAGAUGGUCCAAGUCCUCUGGGGAUGUUUCCUCCUGUGGAAUCUCUACAUCUCAUCCGCUCAGACCAUUUACCCUGGAAUCAAGGCGAGGGCUACUCAGAGGGCUCUGGACUAUGGCAUUCAAGCUGGGAUGGAGAUGAUUGAGCAAAUGGUCAAGAAAAGAAACAUCCCAGAUUUAAAAGGUUCUGAAUCUCUUGAAUUUCUGAAAAUUGAUUAUGUGAACUACAAUUUUAAAAACAUAAAAAUCAAUGCCUUUUCACUUCCAAAUACUUCACUAGCCUUUGUGCCUGGGGUGGGAAUCAGGGCCCUGAUCAACCACGGCACUGCCAACAUCAGCACAGACUGGGAAAUCAAGUCUCCACUUUUCCAAGACACAGGAGGAGCUGACUUGUUUCUCUCUGGGGUCUACUUCACCGGUAUAGUUGUCCUGGCCUGGAAUGACUUUGGUCACCCAAUCCUGAAGCUCCAAAACUGCUGUGCCCAAGUGAGCCACAGUGACGUCUCAUUUUCUGGAGAGCUCAGUGUCCUAUAUAACUCCUUUGCUGAGCCCAUGGAGAAACACAUUUUAAAGAACUUAAAUAAAAUGCUCUGUCCCAUUAUCACAAGUGAGGUGGAGGCACUGAAUGCCAACUUCAGCAUGCUGAAGGCUUUAAGAAAGAUUGACAACUAUACUCUGCUGGAUUAUUCCCUAAUCAGUUCUCCAGAAAUUACUGAGAAUUACGUUGAUCUGAAUUUGAAGGGCGUAUUCUACCCCCUGGAAAACCUCACAGAUACCCCCUUCUCAUCAGUUCCUUUUGUGCUCCCGGAACACAGUGACUCUAUGAUCUACAUUGGAAUCUCCGAGUAUUUCUUUAAAUCUGCGUCCUAUGCUUAUUUUACAGCUGGGGCUUUCAACGUCACUCUCACCACAAAAGAGAUUUUCAACCAUUUGAUUCGCAACUCUCAAGGCCUUGGCAGCAUGCUCUCCCGGAUUGCAGAGCUGUACAUCUUGUCCCAGCCCUUCAUGGUAAAGGUCUUGGCAACAGAGCCUCCCGUGGUCAAUUUAUUACCGGGCAACUUCACCCUAGACAUCCCUGCCUCCUUUGUGAUAUUCACCCAGUCCAAGAACUCGACUGCGAAAACCAUCGUUUCCAUGGACUUUGUUGCUAGUACCAAUGUUGCCCUGGCUAUUUUGGGACAAAGACUGAUCUGCUCUUUAUCUCUGAAAAGCUUCUACCUCUCUUUGCCAGAGUCCAGUCGCAGCAAUACUGAGGUCUUGAGGUUUGAGAAUAUUCUGUCCUCCAUUCUCCACUUCGGAGUCCUCCCACUGGCCAACGCAAAAUUGCAGCAAGGAUUUCCUCUGCCCAACCCACAAAAUAUCUCACUCGUCAAUUCAGAUAUUGAAGUUCUUGAGGGUUUCCUUUUGAUUUCCACCGACCUGAAGUAUAAAACGUCCUUAAAGCAGCAGCCAAGUUUCCAUGGUUGGGAAGCUCUGAACCUGAUAAGUGGACAGUGGAGGGGGAAGCCAGCCCCUUGAUUGCCUGUUUGGAGUCCACUCCAGGAAGUAAAUGGCCCUUAAUCCCACAGCUCGUGUAAACCCAGAGCAGGAAGAUGGUACACACAGGAAUUGUAAAGCCCUUGCGAAUUGCUGGAAGUUUUCUUUUUCAAGCCCUCAUGGAUGUAGAGGGAGGCAAACAGGGUGAAAGAGCUCAGUCGGGAUGUGUGUGUUCCCAUGUGUGUGGAGGGGUAUAUGUUUGAAUGUGUGUUCAUGUUUGAGUGCAUGUUGUGUGUUCCUGUGUCUAUGAGAUUCUGGGGCCAAGAGUGAGGCAUGUACUUCUAAGGAGGUGCAUGAGAAACUCUCAAAUACAGAUUUGCAUCAGUGGUUAUCAGCGGAGAUCCCUUCAGCCCCUUCAGCUCUCUAGGGUUCCCCCCUCCCUGCAUAUUGGAUUUUAUGUUUUAUAUUUACCAUUA
Messenger RNA from Balaenoptera acutorostrata (minke whale), 2173 nucleotides. It is a transcript of the gene BPIFC, whose product is annotated as BPI fold containing family C. Gene Ontology annotation, molecular function: lipid binding. The transcript has 18 exons. NCBI's taxonomy places the organism in Eukaryota, Metazoa, Chordata, Mammalia, Artiodactyla, Balaenopteridae. Bases 213 to 1739 code for a protein of 508 amino acids. The record is from RefSeq and is a predicted model, not a curated record.